Molecule: messenger RNA, 778 nt
Organism: Temnothorax curvispinosus
Lineage: Eukaryota; Metazoa; Arthropoda; Insecta; Hymenoptera; Formicidae
Exons: 4
Coding region: 25-675 (216 amino acids)
Source: RefSeq, a predicted model, not a curated record
GAUCAAUUGCAUUUAUGCAAGGUAAUGCUGAAAGUAACAGAUAAAACUAUUAACAGUUUUAUAGAGUCAGAGCUGCUCAAUAAUAAAAAUGCACCAAAAGAGCAACCUUUUGCAACCGAGCAACCGAAAAAGCAUUCAAAUUUGAUGGAUGCAUUUCCACUCUUAACUAUGGACGAAUUUAAAGCCGUUGAGAAAAAAUUAAAGAACGACGACACUUACCGUUCUCGAUUGAUUGAAUCACUCCGUGCAGAAGUUGUGGGUGAUACCCUUCAAAGAAUGAUUAAUUCGGUCAUGCGAAUCAUAUUCGAUGAUAAAUUAGCAUCUCUUUUUAAUUGGAAGGGCCAAAGAGGGGAAAAACAAAAAUUAAACGGACAUCGUAUCAACAAAGUAAUGAUAGAAAUAGUGGCCGAAAAAUUCCCGAAAAUUAAUGAGAUUAUAUUUGGCAGGAAAGCCGGGACAUGGUUAUCUCAAGCCCCCUCACGGAUACAAAAAAAGAAAUGUAAUAAUAACGGCGGCGAUAAGAAAGAAGAUAUAGAAAGCGACAAUGAUUGUGAUGCAGACAGAUGUAACAAUAGCAGCGACGAUGAAGAAAAAUAUACGAAAAGCGACGAUGAUUGCGAUGCAAGUAAAAGUAGUGAUGCUUCCAAAAGCGGUAAUGAAGAGAUAGAUCCCUGAAAAUAGCGACACUGGGAAUUUCUAACUAAGCUACUUAUUCUAACUUUUACAUAUAAUUACAUAUAAUUAACAUACUUUUAUAAUUACAUGUUUUGUAUUUAUA